Charadrius vociferus (killdeer) is the source of this 1818-nucleotide messenger RNA. RefSeq names its product ELAV like neuron-specific RNA binding protein 2 (gene ELAVL2). The transcript has 7 exons. Lineage: Eukaryota; Metazoa; Chordata; Aves; Charadriiformes; Charadriidae. Gene Ontology annotation, cellular component: ribonucleoprotein complex. Bases 13 to 1176 code for a protein of 387 amino acids. The record is from RefSeq and is a predicted model, not a curated record. Gene Ontology annotation, molecular function: RNA binding.
CUCCAAACUAACAUGGCAGUCAGACUGUGUGAUGUGGCUUCUCUGCUUAGAAGUGGUUCGUGGGCAGCAGAGCCUUGGACUGGGCAGGUAAUUGCUGCCAUGGAAACACAACUGUCUAAUGGACCAACUUGCAAUAACACAGCCCAUGGUUCAACCACCAUAAACAAUUGCUCAUCACCAGUUGAUUCUGGGAACACAGAAGACAGCAAGACCAAUUUAAUAGUCAACUACCUUCCACAGAACAUGACACAAGAGGAGCUGAAGAGUCUGUUUGGCAGCAUUGGUGAGAUAGAAUCCUGCAAGCUUGUCAGGGACAAAAUAACAGGACAGAGCUUGGGCUAUGGUUUUGUCAACUACGUUGAGCCCAAGGAUGCCGAGAAGGCUAUCAACACUCUGAAUGGAUUGAGACUUCAAACUAAAACCAUAAAAGUUUCCUAUGCGCGACCAAGUUCGGCUUCUAUCAGAGAUGCAAAUUUAUAUGUUAGUGGACUUCCAAAAACAAUGACCCAGAAAGAACUAGAACAGCUAUUUUCCCAAUAUGGACGCAUUAUUACUUCUCGUAUUUUGGUUGACCAAGUCACUGGGGUAUCAAGGGGUGUCGGGUUUAUCCGGUUUGACAAGCGAAUUGAAGCAGAGGAAGCUAUCAAGGGCUUGAAUGGCCAGAAACCUCCAAGUGCCACAGAGCCCAUCACUGUAAAGUUUGCUAACAAUCCAAGCCAAAAAACCAAUCAGGCCAUCCUUUCCCAGCUGUACCAUUCUCCAAACAGAAGGUAUCCGGCACCUCUAGCUCAGCAGGCUCAACGUUUUAGGUUGGACAAUCUGCUCAACAUGGCUUAUGGAGUAAAGAGGUUUCCUCCAAUGACCAUUGAUGGAAUGACCAGUUUGGCUGGAAUUAAUAUCCCUGGACAUGCAGGAACCGGAUGGUGCAUUUUUGUGUACAACUUGGCCCCUGAUGCUGAUGAGAGUAUCCUCUGGCAAAUGUUUGGACCCUUUGGAGCAGUAACCAAUGUGAAGGUCAUUCGUGACUUUAACACCAACAAGUGCAAAGGGUUUGGAUUUGUGACUAUGACAAACUAUGAUGAGGCAGCUAUGGCAAUAGCCAGCCUGAAUGGAUACCGCCUCGGGGACAGAGUAUUGCAGGUCUCCUUCAAAACAAACAAAACGCACAAAGCCUAACAAGUUAUUCUCAGUGCAUUAAUACAUGAAAACUAUACAACAAAGGCAAUUUACAAGAAGCUUUAUGCAUUAGUAAAUGCCUUUGUUGUAUGACAGUGUGGAAAUGGGGAUAAAAUGACUACUUAGCAUCCUAAGAAUAUGUGAGAUUUUUUAUUGCUAAUAUUUGAAUUAAAACUUCUUGAAUAUCUUUUGUGUUUGAAUAUUGACAAGAGCUACAGGGUUUUUGCCUGUUACAAUGCAUAUUCUAUUGCCUUCUUUGAAGAAGGUGGACCUUUUAAAAUGUUUCAGCUAAGGGAAGAAGUUUUUUUUCUUGUUACAUGACUGCCUUUAACCUAUGAGUAAAUACUGAGGCUUUGUGUUAUACUUUAAGUUGGGUUUUUUAUGUUAUUUCUUGAUUUGCCUUGUGUUUAAUUUACAUUUGAAUGCAUUGCUGUUUUGUUGUUCAAGAAAAGUAUUUGAAGUUUACAUUUAAUUUAUAAAGUUAUAAGCAGUAUUUAUUUUAUAAUUAUCAUUUGGGUUGGGGAAUGGGAACACAUUAUAAAAAGCUUAUUGUAAGAAUACUGGAGAACUUUUCGUAAAGCAGUACCUUGCCAAAGAGAUAAGAGCCUCUUUGAUGUGGGUUUAAAAAAGCAUCUAUUUUUA